GAUGAUGAUAAAAGAGAGAUUUGGGGUAAAAAAGUGGAUUUUCUGUUAUCAGUGAUUGGUUUUGCAGUGGAUUUAGCAAAUGUAUGGCGUUUUCCAUAUUUAUGUUAUAAGAAUGGUGGUGGUGCAUUUUUAGUUCCAUAUUGUAUAAUGUUAAUAAUUGGUGGUAUCCCAUUAUUUUAUAUGGAACUAGCAUUAGGACAAUUCAAUAGGAAGGGUGCGAUCACAUGUUGGGGACGUAUAUGUCCAUUAUUUAAAGGUAUUGGUUAUGCAGUUGUAUUAAUUGCAUUCUAUGUAGACUUCUAUUACAAUGUGAUCAUUGCAUGGGCGUUACGAUUCUUUUUUGCAUCGUUUAAUUCAAUGUUACCAUGGACCACAUGCAAUAAUGAAUGGAACACACCAUUAUGUAGACAAGUAAUUAUAUUUAAUUCAUUAAAUUUAAUUAGUAUAUAUGAUUAUCACAAUAGUAUUAAUUAUACAACUCCAGCAUCUGAAUACUUUAAUCGUCGUAUAUUAGAAAUACAUUUGAGUGGUGGAAUCGAUGAUUUGGGUACAAUUAAAUAUGACAUGGCCAUCUGUUUGUUGAUCGUUUACAUUAUCUGUUACUUCUCCUUGUGGAAGGGCAUCUCGACCAGUGGCAAAGUUGUCUGGUUCACAGCCAUCUUCCCGUACAUUGUGCUCUUCAUUUUGUUUAUACGUGGCAUCACAUUACCUGGCUCGUUGAAUGGUAUCAAAUAUUAUUUGUAUCCAAACUUCAGUAAGAUUGCAGAUGCUGAGGUGUGGGUGGACGCUGCCACUCAGGUGUUCUUCUCGUUGGGACCUGGUUUUGGUGUACUCUUAGCAUAUGCAUCGUAUAAUAAAUUUAAUAAUAAUGUUUAUAAAGAUGCAUUAUUAACAUCAAUAAUAAAUUCAACAACAUCUUUUGUUGCUGGUUUUGUAAUAUUUAGUGUAUUAGGUUACAUUGCCUAUUCAACAGGCAAACCAAUUGAUUCGGUGGCAACCGAAGGACCAGGUCUGGUGUUUGUGGUCUAUCCAGCUGCCAUUGCAACAAUGCCAGGCAGUAUAUUCUGGUCACUAAUAUUCUUUAUGAUGUUGUUAACGUUAGGUUUAGAUAGUUCAUUUGGUGGUUCUGAAGCAAUAAUAACAGCAUUAAGUGAUGAAUUUAAAAUAAUUGGUGAUAAUCGUGAAAUAUUUGUAUUAUUAUUAUUUACAUUAUAUUUUAUCGUUGGCCUGUUAUCGUGUACACAGGGUGGUUUUUAUUUCUUUUAUCUAUUAGAUCGUUAUGCAGCUGGCUAUUCAAUGUUAUUUGCUGUAUUAUUUGAAACAAUUGUUGUAUCAUGGAUAUAUGGUACUAAAAGAUUUUGUAAUGAUAUAAAUGAAAUGAUUGGUUCUAAACCUGGUAUUUAUUGGACAAUUUGUUGGCGUUUUAUAGCACCAAUAUUUUUAUUAUUUAUAAUUAUUUAUGGUUUAAUUGGUUAUGAACCAUUAACAUAUGAUCAAUAUAUUUAUCCAUUUUGGGCAAAUGUUUGUGGAUGGUUAAUUACAUUAUCAUCAAUAUUAAUGAUACCAGCUGUUGCUAUUUAUCAAUUAUUAAUAACAAAAGGAACAUUUUAUCAAAGAUUAAAAAUAUUAACAACACCAUGGCGAGAUACAAUCCAACAACAAAAUCAACAACAUCAUCAUCAAUUACAACAACAACAACAACAAACAACAACAUUAUUAAAUGGUAGCAAUGCAACAACAGCAACAGCAUCAACAACAACAUUAUUACCAUCAAUUGUAUCUGUUUGA
Chrysoperla carnea is the source of this 1788-nucleotide messenger RNA. It is a transcript of the gene DAT, whose product is annotated as sodium-dependent dopamine transporter. Gene Ontology annotation, molecular function: dopamine:sodium symporter activity. The record is from RefSeq and is a predicted model, not a curated record. NCBI's taxonomy places the organism in Eukaryota, Metazoa, Arthropoda, Insecta, Neuroptera, Chrysopidae. Gene Ontology annotation, cellular component: neuron projection; neuronal cell body membrane; presynaptic membrane. Gene Ontology annotation, biological process: sodium ion transmembrane transport; dopamine uptake involved in synaptic transmission. Bases 148 to 1788 code for a protein of 546 amino acids. The transcript is spliced from 11 exons.